AUGGGGAAAAUUUUCUUAGAGCAUUUAGGAGGUGCUAGACUUUUCUCCUGUGCAUCUUGUGAUGCUAAUCUGACAAAUAGAAGUGAACUCAUUAGUACGAGAUUUACAGGAGCCACUGGUAGAGCAUUUCUUUUCAAUCGAGUAGUCAACAUUAAGUGCAGCAAAGUGCAAGAUCGUGUGAUGCUCACGGGAAGACACAUGGUCAGGGACGUCUCUUGCAAAAACUGUAGUGCAAAACUUGGCUGGAUUUAUGAAUUUGCCACAGAAGAAAAUCAAAGAUAUAAAGAAGGAAGAGUUAUUCUAGAAAGGGCACUUAUCACAGAAAGGAGAGUUAUUCUGGAAAGGGCACUUAUCACAGAACUUGAUGGCAUCGAUGAACGAAUCCGAGAUGAUUGA
Nezara viridula (southern green stink bug) is the source of this 396-nucleotide messenger RNA. The record is from the annotation of a GenBank genome assembly. Lineage: Eukaryota; Metazoa; Arthropoda; Insecta; Hemiptera; Pentatomidae.